Messenger RNA from Ascochyta rabiei, 927 nucleotides. RefSeq lists its product as uncharacterized. Bases 1 to 927 code for a protein of 308 amino acids. The record is from RefSeq and is a predicted model, not a curated record. The transcript is spliced from 2 exons. Lineage: Eukaryota; Fungi; Ascomycota; Dothideomycetes; Pleosporales; Didymellaceae.
AUGCUACCACCUGUGGAUCCAGCAACAUUGCGGCGGAAUCCUAACUUCGAGCUGCUGUACAAGGAUCUGCGCACUCGAAAAUUGAACCCGGAUGGAUCAACACGGGACACAAAGAAGCAGCGGAUGCACGAUGAGAUACGGCGGAGCCUAACAACCGCGCGGUCUACUCUCCUCAGCACGCAAAUCCUCAUCACCACGCUAGCCACCCUCCCCUCCCGCGCGCCAACCCUACCGGAUGAGCUACAUGCCUGUAUAGAUCUGAUCUCUGCUCUGCUCUCUGGCCAAAUCCCAGAUCCUUCAGACCGCGAAAUUCUCUCCGGAGAUGUGACCAUCUUCCUUGACAACGUCGACAUCAUUGCUUCAGCCAUCUCGACACAGCUAGAAACAAUCACCCAGCAUCUUUGCACCAUUGCCUCCCCUCUAUCACCGCCCGCACCAGCUUCUCUAUCGACGAAUGCAGAAGAGCUGGUCAAGACCGCAACGCUCGACCUGCCGCAAGAGCUUGCCGCCACAAGAACAGAGCUCACCAACAGCCUAACAAGUCUCCUGGCGCUGCACAAAUCCGUCCUCGAGACCUCGAUCCGCAUCCUCGAGCAAAUCCAACACGGCUCUCUGGCGCGGCACACAAAGGCGCGAGCCGAGCUCCUGCAUUCCCGCGCUACGCUGCUCGGACUGCAGGCCAGGUGCUACACGUUUGGGCACCCGCCGCCGGCUGAAUUCGUAGCGGCGUUGAAGGAGUUCAGAAAGAGCCAGGGUACGGGAGAGAGGGCGUUGAGGGAUAGAGAGGCGCUGGCGAGGCAGAGUCUGAAGUUGUAUGACCAGGCGGGGGAGAGGGGGAUUCGGGAGUUGGCGAAGAGGAAGAUGUAUUUGGAUAGCGAGACGGGGCGGAUUGAGAAGGAGAUUGUGUCACUGGAGCGUGGUGGUUGA